Penicillium manginii is the source of this 288-nucleotide messenger RNA. RefSeq lists its product as uncharacterized. NCBI's taxonomy places the organism in Eukaryota, Fungi, Ascomycota, Eurotiomycetes, Eurotiales, Aspergillaceae. The record is from RefSeq and is a predicted model, not a curated record. The transcript is spliced from 2 exons. The coding region runs from base 1 to 288 and encodes 95 amino acids.
AUGACUACUGAAGAGUCGAAGGACCGUCAUUCUGCCAACCAGUUCCGGCACGUCGAAAUCGAGCCAGGGCGCCCGCAGGGCGAAGGAACGAUCCGUCAGAAUGAUCUGGCGACGGCACGGAGGAACGCCAAACCCACGGCCUACCGAGAGGUCGUGGACGAAUAUGUCCAACAUCAGCAACGAACGCCACCAAUUGAGAACGAAGCAGGAGGAUGGUGUGGAUGCCGGAGACGGAAGACGGAGAUGGAGAUGCAGAGGAAGCAGCGGGCUAAUGUGAGGGCUGACUAA